AUAAUCAAUAUGCGUCGCGGCUUACAGUCUUGGAGACGCGGGAAUGAGUCCUCCGUGCGACACGGGACAGCAAACCCGUCGGAUUUCGUGCAGGUACAGCUCCACCGAGCUGUCAAACCGAAGUCGAAGGGUCUGUUUUUGAUUAAGAAGUUGAAGGGUUUUAACUCUCCAAACCAACAAAAACUUGUGUGGAGACCAGCCAAAGAUGGAAGUAGAGAGAGCCAAAGUAGAAAAAAUGGGUCAUGCUAAAAAUAAGAGCGUGGAAGAGACGGGGGAAUUGUAUGAAGCACAUAUAAAAGAGGAGGAGGAGAACGCUCACACGAAUCCCAUUCUUGGCACCGACCGGGAACCGGAGCUAGAAUCGAUUGGAGAUAUAGAGUUGGAGGAGAGCGAGGAGGAGGGAGGGCGGGCUUCUCACUCUCCUUGUUUUGGGCCAGGGAACAACACCAAGAGCAUUAACGUCAGCAUAGACCCGGACGUCCUCGAUUGCUCCUCCUGCGGCACACCCUUGCGCGCCCCUCUAUUCGAGUGUGACAAUGGACAUGUGGCAUGCUUCCUAUGCUGUGCAAUUCUGGAGAACAAGUGCCACGUCUGUUCCCUCCCCAUUGGCAGCAGACGAUGCCCGGCACUAGAGACAAUCAUUGAAGCCAUGAAGAUCCCAUGCCCCAAUUCUAGAUUUGGCUGCCGAAAGACCAUCCCCUACACCCAGAAGUGCACCCACGAGGAGUCCUGCCUAUUUGCCCCCUUCUCCUGCCCCAUCUCCAGCUGCACCUUUCAAGGCCUCACUGCAUGCCUCUCGAGACACAUCCAGAAUGAACAUCACUCCACCCCUCAGAUCUCUUUCUCGUAUAACCGCUUCUUCGAGGUCGCUCUACAGCAAAAAGAGCCAUUUUUGGUUCUCCGUGGGAAGGAUGGCCGCAUCUUUCUCCUACUCAAUGCUGGCAGUGAGCCUUAUGGGAGUGCUCUUUCAAUCGCUUGUAUGAGGCCAGGGUCAACGGAGUGGGGCUUGGAAUAUAAGAUCAGGGUGAAGAGAAAGCGAAGGGAGCUCCAUCUCAAAGCUUCACCCAAGAACAUUAGGGAGUUGAAGGUAGGUUCUCCUGCAGGAAGUUUCCUCGUUGUUCCCCAUGAAUUUAGCGACUCAUCUGGGGUGAUCUCUAUUGAUGUUCUUAUUAGGCAUAUAGGAUGAUGCUGAUAUCUUUCUGUUUACCUUAUCUUUUUGUCAUAAUGCUGGUUAGACAGCUCGUCACUUGAUAUAUGUGGGUGUUGGUAGUUUUGCUGCAGUAUUGCCUAGCUAAUGGAAAUUGCAGGCUUAAUUA
This is a messenger RNA of Elaeis guineensis (African oil palm), 1316 nucleotides long. RefSeq lists its product as uncharacterized. Gene Ontology annotation, molecular function: zinc ion binding. The record is from RefSeq and is a predicted model, not a curated record. NCBI's taxonomy places the organism in Eukaryota, Viridiplantae, Streptophyta, Magnoliopsida, Arecales, Arecaceae.